AUUCCCUGUCCCGUCCUCCCGUCGUCGUUGCACACCGCGCCCCUCCCCGCCUCCAUCUGCUGCUCCUCUACCCACCGGACACGCAGUGCUGGGCGGCCAUUGAGCCUUCCUGACAUGAAUGCAACUAACCGACUGUCGCCCUCAGGUCGAUCGCGCACUCUCUGUGCACACGCGAGUUGAGGCAUGACGGCCGAAUUCCCACUGCUGGGACAGUUGGGUCUGUACGCAGCUGAUAUCCGCGGAGAUGGCAAUUGCCUCUUCAACGCCCUGUCCGACCAGCUGUACGGCCACCAAAACGCACACGCCACCAUUCGCUCGCGUGUCAUCGAGUACAUGCGUGAGCAUGCCGACUACUACAAACAGUUCAUUGACGUCAAUCCCGGUGGUGGCAUCCGUCGGAAUCCCAAACGCAAGAAUGCGGGCUCGUACUCCUCGCCAGCCUCCUUCGAAGCACCCUCCUCCGCCGACAUUGACCGCGUCUUCGAAAACCACCUCGCAUCCAUGGCCCGCGGCGGCACCUAUGGGGACAACAUGGAGAUUGUGGCCUUCUCUUCGGCCAUGGGCUAUGAUGUGAAGAUCUACCAACGUGACUACGCGUUCAUGGUGUCGGGCGGUCAGGGCGACACGGACCGAAAGGUGGCACACAUUGCAUAUCACACGUGGGAGCACUACUCCUCCAUUCGCAACCUCGACGGCCCGCACACCGGCAUGCCGAACGUCACCGUCAAGGUGCUCUCGCCCGAGGAAGAGGCCCUGCAGAGCGAACGGCUGUCGAACUCGUCACCCGUGCUUCCGUGGCAGAUUGACGUGGUAUCCAAGUCACUGCCCUAUCUGGCAGACAAGAUCACCAUCAAGCGGGCAUUGGAGCUUGCAAAAGGCAACAUUGAUCUGGCAGUAAGCAACAUGUUUGAUGCCGAAGAGCGUCAGAGCAGCUCGUCACAGGUGGAGAGCUCGAGCAUCGAGCGAGACCAUGACAGCGAUGAUGACGCCCAGGGCGCGCCCAACAAGAAGCAGGACAGACGUCUGAGCAGGGCCACACGUGCUCGCAAGGAGCGAACGCAAGACAGCAAGCACGCGCUGUCCCAGUUGGCGGCUCACGAUGACAGUCAGGAGUCAGUGGUCAGCUGUGCGUCGGAGACUUCGAGUCGCCCCGACUCGACUCCACCCAACUGCAUAUACCGCUCAUCGAGUACGCAGCCGACCUCCAACGAUGAUCACGACGCCUCGUCACAGAAGCUCACUGUCGCCUCUGAACCAGAUCAGGCGUCAUCUGCGCAGACUGCUGUCUCUGCCAGGCCUGCGGUGAGAAUAAAGCUCUUGCCGCCGAGACCACCUGGCAAGACAUUGCAGAAGCCGUCCGGUCCCCGCAUCUCCGCUCGGGACAGGAAGGACAUGCAGAAGCAGGCGCAGAAAAAGGCACGCAAGGAACGUCAACAGGCCGAAAAGAGCGGCAAGACCGACGCCCCUGCAUCCUCCGCUGGGCUGACGUUACGUGCCAAAGGUAUGACGGAUACGCCACCCGUCGAUACGCUGCGAACACUCUACAUUUGAGUGCAUCUUCUUACUGUUUUGCCACGAACUUUCAUCAUCGUAGGCUUGCUUACCGCGGAAGAUACCCUUUCUGUCGUUGUUUUCGCCUCUGAGCAGUAGCAUAGCGCCGGCAUCCUGACUUGACCCAUCAUCACAGCGGCAGAGUCACACAUACGAACGCACACACGCACGCACACACACACGCACACACACACGCACACACAAUACAACACAACACAAAGCAUGGGGCGCCCGAGGACAAAAGGGCCAGAGGGAGUUUUACAUGGGAGUUUUGCGUACAUUGGGAGGGAGGGUCUGAGAACAUCACUGGUGCUCUGAAGGGCUCGGUCAUCAGUGGUUACAUGGCGAGGGAACACAUGCGAUUACGGCGGGGGCGACUACGCCUGUCAGCGUUUGAUGAGAAACAUGCGAACGAAGAGACCACGAGGAGUAUAAUACAUUUAGACACCAGACUACCGAGUACCUGGUCACCACCAGACUAUCUCUUGGGCAGGCAAGCACCGCAGCUCUGGCCCGCGCUGGUCAGAGCGGGGUGAUG
Sphaerulina musiva SO2202 is the source of this 2089-nucleotide messenger RNA. Its product is annotated as cysteine proteinase. The record is from RefSeq and is a predicted model, not a curated record. Gene Ontology annotation, molecular function: cysteine-type deubiquitinase activity. The transcript is spliced from 2 exons. Lineage: Eukaryota; Fungi; Ascomycota; Dothideomycetes; Mycosphaerellales; Mycosphaerellaceae. Gene Ontology annotation, biological process: protein deubiquitination. The coding region runs from base 184 to 1551 and encodes 455 amino acids.